AUGAUGCACGUGCGGCCCCGCAGCCCCAGCGUCGACCCCGAGCCCUGCUGGCCACCGCAGCCACAAGGACCCAGCCCUGCCAAGCGCCGCCGCCUCCACGAGCCCGCCCGCCACGAGCCCCUGGCGCCGCCAGACAUGGAAGCGCCCGCCCGACCCGCCAGCGACGCGCUCACCUCCGUGGUGUUCCUGGCCGCUGGCUGCGCCAUGCAACUGCAGCUGGAAGACGUCGACCUGCUGCUGGAGCCAGAGCCCACCUCGGUCCUGCAAGUGUCGCUCCCUGGACACACUUUAAUCCUCGUCCCCGAGGGCCUCCAGUCUUCCGCCCAUCUUGGACAGCCUGAGUUCUCGUCCACCAGCCCGCAGGAGGCGUCUGUCCUGGAAAUGCCCCAGGGCCACCUCGUCGUCCUCCCGCAGGAAUCCUUCUGUGAGUACGUCUUAGACAGCUCCUACCAAGAGGAUGCCUGUGAUGAAGAUGCAGACUUGGGCUUCCUGUUACCUUGGAUUGAUCCUCCAGCAGGUCAGGCCUCAGGGCUCCUUUCCUCCAUCAUUAGGAUGCCCAGUCCUUGGUCUCAGGGCCGCAUCCCAGAACCAUAUCCUCCGGUACCCUCCUCUAAUACAGAGAGAUAUUCUCCCAGGUCUAUCUGGGACCUGGACAGCUACCUGCUGGGACCCUUCCCUAGCUCACCACUGCAGUCUCUGCCUCCAUCUCCUCCUCCAAGUCCUCAAGAACAGCGCCCUCCACAGUCUCCACACUCUCCACGGCCCCCGUGCAAGGCCCGGAGGCGACUGUUCUCUGAGUGA
Peromyscus californicus insignis is the source of this 801-nucleotide messenger RNA. Its product is annotated as proline-rich protein 23A3-like. Bases 1 to 801 code for a protein of 266 amino acids. The transcript has a single exon. Lineage: Eukaryota; Metazoa; Chordata; Mammalia; Rodentia; Cricetidae. The record is from RefSeq and is a predicted model, not a curated record.